ACUCCAGUCCGUGGCGUUAAUGCAACAUAUUGGAUGCCAACCGUCGUUAAACCUCACCAAAGAAGAAGAAAAUGCGCAACACAAACGUACAUUUGCUACUGCUAGACAGACUGACAGUUGGAUUUUGAAGAAAGCAUACAGACUUUGAACAAUAAAGUCUGAUUACGAAAAGUGGAUAUUGCGAGAAGAUCAUCCGUUUAGGUGGGGAACUUUACUCGAACAAACAAACCAAUCCAGGAAAUCGUGUGUUGCUGCUUGUUACGGGAAAAGAAGACGUCAUGCUGCCUUCUAAAUACGUCUGUUGGUCCUUGAUAAUAGGGAUGGUACAACUUGCCUUCAUGGUUCUUCCUGUUCAAGCUCAAGAAUGCUCCAAACCCAUAGGAAAGCCCAACAUGGUUUUGACAGAAGCCUUCAUCACCAAAGAGACAUUUGGAGAGGGAACAAUCGCAAGUUUUGAGUGUGAAAUUGGAUAUGCCCGUGCAGGAGGGUCUCGAUCAGUCACCUGUACUGCUGGCGUGUGGAGUACAGUGACACUGACAUGCACAAGAAAGUCAUGUGGCCACCCAGGAGAAGUGAUGAAUGGCAACUAUAUUCUCGAUGAAGGCAUUCUGUUCGGUGCCAGAGCUGCUGUUACCUGUGACACUGGCUAUAUGCUUGUGGGCAGCGGUGUAAGGAACUGUAUGGUUGAAGGCUGGGAUGGCAGAGUUCCUGUAUGUGAAGUGGUGAAGUGUGGAAAGCCCCCCACCAUUGUCAACGGUGGACUUGUUAUCCCACCUGAUGACGUGUACCACUAUAGAAGUGUUGUGGAAUAUAGCUGUGAGAAGGAAUUCACUCUGGUUGGAACUAAAUCCAUAGUCUGUGAAAAGGAAGGAGAAUUCCAGCCAGCUCCACCGGAGUGUAAAAUGGUUUCAUGUCCUGCUCCUGUUGUUGAGAAUGGCGUUAGGAUUGAAGGUCGUCUGCCCCCCUACAAGCACAAGUCUUUUGUGACGUAUAAGUGCAACGAUGGAUAUAAGAUGAUUGGAGAGGCCAGUCUGACAUGUGAAAUAGAAGGCUGGUCAGCUUCUAUUCCCACAUGCAAAGAUGGUGCACCUGGUCCCACUAGUCCCCCAGCGGCCAACAACCACACAUGGAAAAUAGUAGGGGGUGUUCUAGGUGGACUUGGUUUUGUUUGUGUUAUAGGAUUUAUAGUCUACAAAUAUAAAGCACGUGCCAGGUCGUCUUACUUGCCUUAGUUUCCUCUUGCUUCGUUGAUAAGGGAGUCAAAGUGAACAGGCUGCUGUGAUUUAAUACACUACCCUCCUGCUUAUGAAUGCACCAGCCCCUCCCAAACACCGGGUUCAUUUCCUUUCAAAGGAAGCUCGAUCAUGUGAUGUUUUAGAAACCUCACGAUGAAGAAUGAAUUGGUUCAUUCCAAUUUGGAAGCUUGUGCUUAAUGAGUGACCUAACCUGAUUAUUCAAUAACUAUUAAUGUUUCCAGUGUACUUCACAAAUAAAUUUCUUAUUCUGAGCCUGCUUUCUCAUUGCCAACCACCUUAGUUAAAAUGCUCAUGUAUUUUAACUAAGACAAAAUAAAUACAUAGGGGAAUGUGUUUGACGCAACGUCUUAAUAUAAGUCAUGCCACCGAAGGUCAACAUGAUUGGUUUGCUAGAGCAGGUUGCAGGUGUGUUGAAACACUCAUAUCCUGGAGCUCAAGAGCAAAGAUGGUUCAAUGUGAAUCAAUUGCUUUCACCAAGUUUAGCUCUAGUCAUUGGCCUUAGACAAGUAUUGUGAUGUGAAUUCGAAAAGCUUGGUUUUACAAGGAGACCAUGCUUGAAACACCAGAGUAUACUUUUGAGUGGGUUUAGCUCUGGCUCAUGAUCCAGCUUUGGAAUCUUUAUUUGAACUUAUAGCCUAUUUUGUAUUGUUCUACUGUAGAUAAGCCAAGGAAAGAUGUAUAUUUUUUUUUAAAGUGAAGACAUUUUGUUUUAAUAUAAAGGGGAAAUAAAUGCCUGUAAUGUUCCUAUGUCUUAUUUCCAGAGAUGAAUCAUGUUUGAGACUUUUCCCCCUGUAAACUGUUCUUGAAUGUGUUACAUUGAAUGUGUGAGAUUCAUUAUGGCAACUGGCUGAAGCAUAUUGAGCAAAUGUAUUGGAGAUCUGCUAUUCAACCACUUCUAAUUUAACAUGCACCAUACCUGACAGCUGAAUUGCUGCCUUCAGUAAAUGCAAAGUCUCUUGCAAUAAGACCACUGGGCCAUGGUGUUCUAGGAGGAAGCCUGCAGCUCUCACUAAUAUAGAAGGCUAAAAUGAAUCCGUUUAUUUGUUAGUGUUAGAUUCUUUACUUUGCCUUAUCAAUGGAAAAUGUUUCAUGGGAUCUAAUCAAGUGUUUGCUUCAUAUGAACCCAUGUUGUUAUUUAGUAGAGCACAAUGUUAGGUGAAUAUAAAAGUAGGUUUGACUUUAAUUUAUUCUGAUCAAUGUACCCUACUAAAUAAACAGAGCAGUGUUAAAUGUAAAACAGCAUGUUUUCAAAAUGGAAUGAAAAUACAUGUUCCAAAAGGUUGUUUCAUUAUAUCUAAGACGACUAUCUAACAGGAGCACUUUUAAUGAAUAAAAUGAAGUAUUAAUGUGUGUUUAAGUAUAAUGUAGCUCUCACCACUGACUCUAAAUGCUCUACUUUACAUCUGUCUAUUACCAGUUUUAUUGUCAGUGUGGAACCACUUAAGAUAGUAAGUUGUGGUCAGCCAAUUAUGAAUGUUUUUUUUCUUCACGUUUUGAUUUACCAAUCAAUUAAACAGCGCUCAUUUAAACAUG
This is a messenger RNA of Oncorhynchus mykiss (rainbow trout), 2789 nucleotides long. Its product is annotated as complement receptor-like. Gene Ontology annotation, cellular component: cell surface. Lineage: Eukaryota; Metazoa; Chordata; Actinopteri; Salmoniformes; Salmonidae. The record is from RefSeq and is marked provisional.